Molecule: messenger RNA, 549 nt
Organism: Dicrocoelium dendriticum
Lineage: Eukaryota; Metazoa; Platyhelminthes; Trematoda; Plagiorchiida; Dicrocoeliidae
Source: the annotation of a GenBank genome assembly
GAAAAAGCACCACCUACGUUUCUUACUGUUUGUCUCCUGUCCUGACAUUGUGCUUGUCACGGCGAAUUGGGAAAACGAACAUACUUCUGAGACCCACUAUUAUAUAUCAAACUUCGGCAGCUUUAGCAGUACAAUGGAACAAUCGUGUAUUAUGGGUAAAAAAAACCAUCCUUAACAAGUCGCGUGGGACUGAAAUGAUCUCGAAAAGUAAAUUGCCUGAUAAAGUGAAGAGCUUUUGGUGGACUCACCAUAGAUUUAUGUAGAAUAGCGGAGAUAUUUGCGUAUUAAAAGUAUAAAUCCAUAAAGCCGUUAGUUGGGAGUUUGGUAAGACACCGUUUGAUUGCUCUUUGUAGCCUCUGGCUAACAAGUCAUAAAAUGCAAAUGAGACAACACAUCGUCAGCUCGUUUAUUUAAUAUCGGCAGAUUGGGAGCGUUCCAAGGCUGGCACACGCGGAGGUAAAGGAAAUUUCUACGGCAUUUAAGCCAGCUAUGCCGUAUUCUCAUUUUCUGAGUAUGACCUAUUAGGUUAGUGUUGUGAUUCAAUUCCAG